Molecule: messenger RNA, 411 nt
Organism: Stereum hirsutum FP-91666 SS1
Lineage: Eukaryota; Fungi; Basidiomycota; Agaricomycetes; Russulales; Stereaceae
Product: Sybindin-like protein
Exons: 4
Coding region: 1-411 (136 amino acids)
Biological process (GO): endoplasmic reticulum to Golgi vesicle-mediated transport
Cellular component (GO): TRAPP complex
Source: RefSeq, a predicted model, not a curated record
AUGGCGAUCUACGGUCUAUGGGUCAUCAACAAGGCUGGCGGUCUCGUCUAUCAACGUAACUUCGCCGAGGGUCUCGCGCAACUGACAUCGAACGAAUAUCUCGUCUUGGCCGGGACGCUGCACGGUAUCCACGCCAUCACGGCUCGACUGUCCCCCAGUGGACCCAGUUCGGGCGCGACGGUCAUUGAAGCCGAGACGUUUAAGAUGCAUAUUCUGCUCACCGCCACCGGCACGAAAUUCGUCCUCCUCACCUCCCUCGCCGAACUCGCCGCAGACUCCAUCCUGCAGAAAGUAUACGAAGCGUACGGAGACGCGGUGAUGAAGAACCCGUUCCAUACGCCCGAGAUGCCGAUCCGGACGGAGGGCUUCGAUGCGCGGGUGGGGAGUUUGAUUGGGAGCGGACACGUUUGA